GUCGGCAGGGAGCGGCAGCCGCGGCGGCGACCGUGAGGGGCUAGCGCACACCCUAGCCAGGGAGACUUAGGGAAGCCCCGGACAGACGGACGGACGGACGGAGAGGACCUUCCCCAGCGCCCUCCCAACCCUACCCCAGCAAGCCAUGGCCGAGAGAAAGCAAUCGGGGAAGGCGGCAGAGGACGAAGAGGUCCCUGCCUUUUUUAAGAACCUGGGCUCGGGCAGUCCCAAGCCCCGGCAGAAAUUCUGUGGCAUGUUCUGCCCGGUGGAGGGGUCCUCGGAGAACAAGACCAUCGAUUUCGACUCGCUCUCGGUGGGCCGGGGCUCGGGGCAGGUGGUGGCCCAGCAGCGGGAUGUCGCCCACUUGGGCCCCAACCCGCACGGGCAGAGCCGGCGUGCCAGCGGGGAGCCAUCUGUUGAAUCGGGCCGGAAGGUGGAGAUCCGGAGGGCCUCGGGCAAGGAAGCCCUGCAGAACAUCUACGAUCAGAGUGAUCGUCUUCUGAUCAAAGGUGGCAAGAUUGUGAAUGAUGACCAGUCCUUCUAUGCAGACAUAUACAUGGAAGAUGGGUUGAUCAAGCAAAUAGGAGAAAACCUGAUUGUGCCGGGAGGGGUGAAGACCAUUGAAGCCCACUCCAGGAUGGUGAUCCCCGGAGGAAUCGACGUGCACACUCGGUUCCAGAUGCCGGACCAGGGAAUGACAUCAGCUGAUGACUUCUUCCAGGGAACCAAGGCCGCCCUGGCUGGGGGAUCCACCAUGAUCAUCGACCAUGUGGUUCCCGAGCCCGGAACAAGCCUGCUGGCUGCCUUUGAUCAGUGGAGGGAGUGGGCGGACAGCAAGUCGUGCUGUGACUAUUCUCUGCACGUGGACAUCACUGAGUGGCACAAGGGCAUCCAGGAGGAGAUGGAAGCUCUGGUGAAGGACCACGGGGUAAACUCCUUCCUCGUGUACAUGGCUUUCAAAGAUCGAUUCCAGCUGACGGAUUCCCAGAUCUAUGAAGUGUUGAGUGUGAUCCGGGAUAUUGGUGCCAUAGCUCAAGUCCAUGCAGAGAAUGGUGACAUCAUUGCGGAGGAACAGCAGAGGAUCCUGGAUUUGGGCAUCACGGGCCCAGAGGGACACGUGCUGAGCAGACCAGAGGAGGUCGAGGCUGAAGCUGUGAACCGGUCCAUCACCAUUGCCAAUCAGACCAACUGCCCCCUCUACAUCACCAAAGUGAUGAGCAAGAGCGCGGCCGAAGUCAUCGCCCAGGCACGGAAGAAGGGAACUGUGGUGUAUGGUGAGCCCAUCACUGCCAGCUUGGGGACGGAUGGCUCUCAUUACUGGAGCAAGAACUGGGCCAAGGCGGCUGCCUUUGUCACCUCCCCACCCCUGAGCCCCGACCCAACCACUCCAGACUUUCUCAACUCCCUGCUGUCCUGUGGAGACCUCCAGGUCACUGGCAGCGCCCAUUGUACCUUCAACACUGCCCAGAAGGCCGUGGGGAAGGACAACUUCACCUUGAUUCCUGAGGGCACCAACGGCACAGAGGAGCGGAUGUCUGUCAUUUGGGAUAAAGCUGUGGUCACUGGUAAGAUGGACGAGAACCAGUUUGUGGCUGUGACCAGCACCAACGCAGCCAAAGUCUUCAACCUUUACCCCCGGAAAGGUCGCAUUGCGGUGGGAUCUGACGCAGACUUGGUCAUCUGGGACCCUGACAGUGUGAAGACCAUCUCUGCCAAGACGCACAACAGCGCUCUUGAGUACAACAUCUUUGAAGGCAUGGAGUGUCGCGGCUCCCCCCUGGUAGUCAUCAGCCAGGGCAAGAUUGUUCUGGAGGACGGCACGCUUCAUGUCACUGAAGGCUCAGGCCGCUACAUCCCCCGGAAGCCCUUCCCUGACUUUGUGUACAAACGUAUCAAGGCCAGGAGCAGGCUGGCUGAGCUGAGAGGGGUCCCUCGUGGCCUCUAUGAUGGACCCGUUUGCGAGGUGUCUGUGACGCCCAAGACGGUCACCCCAGCCUCAUCGGCCAAGACGUCCCCUGCCAAGCAGCAGGCGCCACCUGUUCGGAACCUGCACCAGUCUGGAUUCAGCUUGUCUGGUGCUCAGAUUGACGACAACAUUCCCCGCCGCACCACCCAGCGCAUUGUGGCGCCCCCUGGUGGCCGUGCCAACAUCACCAGCCUGGGCUAAAGCCCUUAGGCCUGCAGGCCACGUGGGCAUGGGGGAUGGGACACCUGAGGACAUUCUGAGACUUCCUUCCAUAUUCUUUUCUUUCUUUCUUUCUUUUUUUCUUUUUAAAGAGCCUGUGAUAGUUGCUGUGGGCAGCCAGUUCCUGGGGCUUGCUCUUGGGCCCCCGCACUCGGCCUCCCCUGGAGUUUCUGAAUUUGCUCACCCAAGUCCCUACACAGUCAUGACCACCAUACCCAAGCCUAGCCACCCACCCCACACGGAGCUGCACCCAACACGCAGACAUGCACCACUAAGCAGAUGCCAGCGAGGGUGCCCCUACCAACACCCUCCGUUGUGCAGUCGGCACCUUCCUGUCACGGGGAAGAUAGUGAAUCGCCCUGAGCUGCCUUCUUUUCUUUUUAAUAAUUUUUAAAAAGGGGUUUUCUUUGUGGGAUUGGGGAAGGGUAGGGGGGGUGGGAAAUUUUUUUUUUUUUAAAUACUAAAUUAAAAGCCUGAUUCAAUAUUAAUCCACACGGGUCUUGAACUGGACAUCCUAAUGAUGCAAUUAUGUAACCGUUAAGCUGAUUUUGAGGCUGGCAAGCUGCUACUGCCCCUCUGGAAAAGUUCCAUGCGUCUGCAUCUUCAUCCUUUACUCUUCCGGGUCAGCUGUUGAGAAGAGGCAGGUUUUCUUCAAUGGCCUAGAUUUUGUGGCAGAUGAGACCUUUUGAGGGUUCUCUGUUUUUCUGCAUCUCCUGUCUGCCCUGGCUUUUUCUUCUGCACUCAUGGAGAGAUUCAGAUGUUGGUCUCUUGCUUUGUGUUUCUUCGAGGCGGUGUUCUUUUUCUCCUCGCCACCUUGUCUGCUGGUAAAGCCAGGCAUCCCAAUUUGGCCUCAGGCAUAGCUAGAGGACCCUAGUUUUGUCCCCACAACCGUAGUUUUGUGCUAUCCUGGUUUCUGUUAAGAUUGGUGCUAUCCGAUUCUCAUCACCAGGAAGUGUCUGAGAUUGAGGCUUGCCAGACAUAGGGACGGCCCGGAUGAUGUCACCAAUAUUGUCACAUGUUGGCCCAGAAUAGAGUCACGUGUGGAGCAAAGCCAAGAGAGUAAGAGAGAACUAGGCCGUAGAAUUGACGGAGUUCCCAGGCAAACCUGUAAACCCAGCCCGGAAGCUCACAUGAGCCAGACAAACUGGGACCGUAAUUUGCCUGUGGAGGGGCCCUUCCCAGCCUUCCCCAGGAAUGCUAGAAAAAUGGGACUUUUCAGUGUGUGCAUGCGCGCGUGCGCGGAGGUGAAAACUUUUUUUUUUUCUGUCCAGUUAUUUCAAAAGGUCUAACUUGAUGGGGGAAGGGCCUUAUAAGGGUAGAAAUCUGCAGGAUAAUUAAGUCUUUUACAAGAGGAACAACCCUGUUUUAAGAGACAGUAUCUCGUGGGAAGAAAACCGCCCAGGUUGAACGCAUGGCCUGCUUAGAGUUCACGCUGCCCCUCAGAGACCGUGUCACCUCAUAUCUGUCACCCUUCCUCUUCCUGUCACAGUGACAGUUUCUCACUAGCUGGCUUCUUUCUGUAUUUGCCGACUUCUGUCCUAUUUCUUUUCAAGUGUGUUUACAGGUCCUUGUGAGCAGUGUUAGGUCCACAGGCUUUUACGAAUCCAAUCUGCUUGGGUAAAAAAGCAGGGCAUCAAAAAAAAAAAGUGAUAUUUUUAGUGUCCACACAUUUUUGCCUUUGGGGUUAACGGUUGGGGUUUUAGGCUUGUUGCUGAUUUUUGUUAUUUUAAAGGUAAAUUGCACUUUUAAAAAUUGGUUGACUUAAUAUAUUUGCUUUUUUUUUUUUGUUGUUUUUUACCUGCACUUGGGAGAAAAUUUGAACAAGUUGGAAAACGCCCUUUUGUUUAUUUGUUUGGCUUCUGAGGAACACUCGCAGCUCUCCAGUAUUCAGUAUCUCCCUUCUGUUUCUUGUAUGGGGCUGUGGCCCUUUCGGUUGUUUUAGAUCGUUUUCUUAAAAAGCAAAACAAACAAACAAAAAAAAACAAAACAGUUUCAAACCUGAAGAUUUCCGCAGUCCGUGUAAGCAUGUUUACCUGUUGGCUCGCUUUCUGUGUCUGUUAAAUGAAUGUCAUAUGUAAAUGCUAAAAUAAGUCAACAGUGUCUCAGAACUGAGUAACUGCAGUGACUUGAUGCUCUAAACCAGUGUAGGAUUUACUGCUAGAUGGUUUUUAACCCUUGAACUUGUGAUUGUGACCCAAGAGGGGGGGACCUUUCAGUGCUAAAGCUGAUCAUGUGUGUAGCCAGAAAGGUACUUUUUUUUUUUUAAUUUUUGUUUUAUUUUAUUUUUUUUGUAACCACUGUCUUAAUGGCAAAGUAAUUAUGGUAAAAUACAAGUCUCGUGUUUAUUAUUCCUUAAAAAGUCUGUUGUUAUAUUACCACGGAACACCCAAUAAAGCAGAAUGUGGUUGUUUCA
Messenger RNA from Meriones unguiculatus (Mongolian gerbil), 4598 nucleotides. It is a transcript of the gene Dpysl2, whose product is annotated as dihydropyrimidinase like 2. Bases 146 to 2167 code for a protein of 673 amino acids. NCBI's taxonomy places the organism in Eukaryota, Metazoa, Chordata, Mammalia, Rodentia, Muridae. The record is from RefSeq and is a predicted model, not a curated record. Gene Ontology annotation, molecular function: hydrolase activity, acting on carbon-nitrogen (but not peptide) bonds, in cyclic amides. The transcript is spliced from 14 exons. Gene Ontology annotation, cellular component: cytoplasm; cytosol.